ACAUGAAAAACAGUCAUGGCCGCCUUGUUGCGGGAGCACAUGCGGCUUUCCCACUUUAAGCUCUUUUCAACAUCUCCGCACGCCUCGCAAGCCAGCAGCUACGGCCCAAUUCCGCCCAAACUCGCAGACGCAGUCCGGAAAACGCUAACAUGCAGCUGCCGUUCACCGUGUGUGACCAACAAUACCCGUUCACUGACGACAACGGCAACACCAUGCAACGCCGCAGCGCUGAAACGACCAGCUCCCACGAACUUCACAAGUUUCCCGAGGCCCCCUAGACGGUUAGGUUGGUUCGGUGGCAACAGCUGGCGGUAUUUGAGUGCGUCGGGUGCGCGAUGGCACGGGAAUCCGGCGUUUCAUCGUGGAUACCAGACACCCGAAGUCUUCGCCGGGUUCGUGUCGGGGGUGCGUGGUCGCCCAAGCUCGCGGAUGCAGUGCGUUCGGCUCUACUGCGAUCAGCAAAAGCCCGACGACCUGCCGGACGAAGAUCCGCCCAAGAACAACGAAGGCAGCGUCAUUCAUUAUCCGGGGCAAGGCGUGGGUGCCGUGGCGGCAUUGACCGUGCCCGAAUCCUGGCCGCAGGUGCCGGUGAUUGCAGUCAGCCGGAACCCUGUCUUCCCUAGGUUUAUUAAGAUGGUAGAGAUAUCAAAUCCUUCACUUGUGGACUUGAUCAGAAGAAAAGUGAGGCUGAAUCAACCAUACGCCGGGGUUUUCCUCAAGAAAGAUGAAAGCAAUGAAGCUGAAGUGGUUGAAAGCCUAAACGACCUGUACAGUGUUGGCACGUUUGUUCAAAUCCAUGAGCUCCAGGAUCUCGGGGAGAAACUGCGAAUGAUUGUGAUGGCCCACAGGAGGGUGAAGAUUGUGCGGCAGCUGUUUGAAGCCGACGAAGACGAGACCAUCAGGAGGUCUAAUCGCAGAAGGAGUCGGCGUGGCAACGGUCGUAGCGUCAAUGCGACUACAGCGCCGCUGUCCGAUUCCUCGUCUGCGAGCGUCGAGGCAGAGGAUGCGGUGACUGCGGAAAACCACACUGUUCCCACCGGUCCUGUGCUCACCGUCGAAGUUGAGAAUGUUCCUCACGAGAAGUUUGUUGUCAGCGAAGAGAUGAAGGCAGUGACGCAGGAGAUAGUCAAGACGAUCCGAGACAUCAUUGCCCUCAACCCCCUCUACCGCGAGUCCAUCCAGCAGAUGAUCCAGGCUGGCCAGCGUGUGGUGGACAACCCUGUCUACCUCUCCGACCUCGGAGCCGCACUUACUGGAGCCGAAUCGCACGAGCUGCAGCAGAUUCUUGAGGAGACCGACAUUUCCAAGCGCCUCCUCUUGGCACUUUCCCUGCUGAAGAAAGAGUAUGAGCUGAGCAAACUGCAGCAGAAGAUUGGCAAAGAGGUCGAAGAGAAGGUGAAAAGCCAACAUCGUCGUUACAUGCUCCAAGAACAGCUCAAAGCGAUCAAAAAGGAGCUUGGCCUCGAGAAGGACGACAAAGAUGCCAUUGAAGAGAAGUUCAAGCAGAGACUCAAGGACUUGGUGGUCCCCAAGCCCGUGAUGGAGGUGAUCGAAGAGGAGCUGAACAAGCUGUCUUUCCUCGACAACCAUUCGUCGGAGUUCAGUGUGACGCGCAACUAUUUGGAUUGGCUGACGAGUCUUCCCUGGGGGAAGACUAGCGAAGAGAACCUCGACCUAGCGAGAGCAAAAGAGGUGCUCGAAGAAGACCACUACGGGAUGGACGACGUGAAGAAACGCAUUCUGGAAUUCAUUGCAGUGAGCCAGCUUAAAGGGACAACGCAAGGGAAGAUGCUCUGCUUCUACGGACCACCCGGUGUUGGGAAGACGAGUAUUGCCAGGUCCAUUGCACGCGCUCUGAACCGAGAGUACUUCCGUUUCAGCGUGGGUGGCAUGACGGAUGUGGCAGAGAUCAAAGGGCACAGACGCACUUACGUGGGCGCCAUGCCCGGGAAGUUGAUCCAGUGCCUGAAAAAGACGAAAACCGAAAACCCGCUGGUGCUAAUAGAUGAGGUGGACAAGAUUGGAAGGGGUUACCAGGGCGACCCUUCCUCGGCACUGCUGGAGGUCCUAGAUCCAGAGCAGAAUGCCAACUUCCUGGAUCACUACCUCGACGUGAAUGUGGACCUGUCCAAGGUGCUGUUCAUUUGCACUGCCAAUGUGACCGACACAAUCCCCGAACCAUUGAAGGACCGCCUGGAGAUGAUUGAGGUGUCCGGCUAUGUGGCAGAAGAAAAAAUGGCCAUUGCCGAGCGCUACCUGAUCCCUCAAGCAAGAAAUACUUCGGGUGUUGCGGAGAGCCAGUUGGUGAUCCAGCCAGAAUCCCUGCAGCACCUCAUCAAGUACUACUGUCGGGAGAGCGGAGUGCGGAACCUCCAGAAGCACAUAGAAAAGAUCCUGAGGAAGGCGGCCUUCAGGAUAGUGAGCAAGGAAGCGGAAGAGGUGGAGGUGCGCCCGGACAACCUCAACGACUUUGUGGGCAAGCAGCUGUUCACGCAUGACCGCAUGUACGACGUCACGCCUCCCGGCGUCGUCAUGGGCCUGGCUUGGACAGCCAUGGGUGGCUCGGCACUGUACAUUGAGACGGCGAUGCCACGCCCGUUGGCGAGCUCGACUGAGAAAAAAGGGGCCGAGGGUUCGCUACAGCUGACUGGCCAUCUCGGCGACGUGAUGAAGGAGAGCGCCAACAUCGCCUUCUCGGUCGCAAAGAGCUUCCUCCUCUCCCACUAUCCCGAGAACGACUUCCUCCAGAAAGCACACGUCCAUCUCCACGUGCCUGAGGGCGCAGUUCCAAAGGACGGACCGAGCGCCGGCAUCACCAUGGUGACGGCCCUGCUUUCCCUGGCACUGGGCAGGCCGGUACUUCCGGGUGUGGCCAUGACCGGGGAAGUGUCGCUUACGGGCAAAGUACUCCCAGUCGGAGGCAUCAAAGAGAAGACCAUUGCCGCAAAGAGGGUUGGCAUUGGAUGUCUAAUCCUUCCGGAGGAGAACAAGAAGGACUUUGCGGACCUGCCGAGCUUCAUCACGGAUGGACUGGACGUCCACUUUGUGGACCACUACAGCAAGGUGUUCGAUAUCGUGCUGAAGGGCUGACGGGAGAAUUGCGUGUACAUAGAUAUUCACCCACCAUUGCAACCUCUACUCCAGAUGAGCCUUUUCUUAGUCACUAGAAAAAAAAAAUAAAAGGAUUGCUCUUAAUUUUAAA
Molecule: messenger RNA, 3202 nt
Organism: Ixodes scapularis (black-legged tick)
Lineage: Eukaryota; Metazoa; Arthropoda; Arachnida; Ixodida; Ixodidae
Product: lon protease homolog, mitochondrial
Exons: 21
Coding region: 16-3090 (1024 amino acids)
Biological process (GO): mitochondrion organization; protein catabolic process; chaperone-mediated protein complex assembly
Cellular component (GO): mitochondrial matrix
Molecular function (GO): single-stranded DNA binding; ATP hydrolysis activity; ATP-dependent peptidase activity
Source: RefSeq, a predicted model, not a curated record